AGAAGCAGAGCAGAGAGAGCAGAGACGGCCAAGCCUAGGCGAGGGGGGGGUGGCGAUGGGCUCCUCCGGUCUGCGUCGCCAGUGGGUGCCGGGCCUUUCUGCGCCUCCCGUCUUGUGCCCCUUCCCCGCUCCCAUUUUUGUCGUUUCUUCCGCUGCUGCUUCAAUCCCAGCUGCGGUCCCUCUUGGUGUCUCCGCCCCCAUCACCUGGACUUUAGCCAAGUAUCUUCCUCCGCUCUUCUUCUUUGGUCACGCAGCAUGCACCACCCGUGGGUCUUUGAUUCUCUUUCGUCUUUGGACUGCCUCCAGCCAGCUUGCCACUCUGCACUGAGGUUGUCCUACUGGUCAUUGUCGAUCGUCUGUGCCUGGACACAUUCAGGCCGUUUCUCUGGACUCACUAGUGCGGCAUUCCUCUUGACUGUUGCUUCGCGGGCUCUUGCAUCUGGCCUCCCUUCUGGCCGCUAAUCAGUUCUUGCAUGAGUGCGUUUUGGGCUGUGGUGUUCGGGCAACGGACUUUGCGAGAGGAGGUGGAAACCAUGGCGAAGGAUAAAUUGUAUUCGAUGGAGAGUGGCGAGAACAAUUUUGCGGAUGGAGGCGGGAGUAUUGAUCUGAAGAAACCGCUGUUGAGUGAAGGAUCAAGCAAACCAAAGCAUUCCCAUGACCGAAGACAUUUUUUGAGAUCAAGGAAGGACGUAGUCUUGCCGAACCCUGCACAUGCUAUUUGUUCUACUCUCAUAGUGGCACUUGGUCCCCUGUCUCUGGGAUUUGCGCUCGGUUUUACUUCCCCAACUCAAGCUGCAAUCAUCAGGGAUCUGAAUUUGACAAUUGCCCAGUUCUCGACGUUCGGGUCCAUUCUAAGUGUGGGGUGUAUGCUUGGUGCAAUUGUGAGCGGUCGAUUGGCGGAUUACUUCGGGCGGAAACCAGCAUUGUCAGUGGCUGUCAUUCCCGUGCUAGCAGGGUGGAGUCUCAUUGUGUUGUGCAAGGCUGCAACUCCUUUGAUCAUUGCAAGGACCCUUGUUGGCUUUGGAGGAGGCAUUAUCUCUUUUACUGUACCGAUGUAUAUAGGAGAGAUUUCACCAAAACAUUUGAGGGGAACUCUAGGAACUAUGAACCAGCUUGCUAUUACAAUCGGCGUCACCCUUUCCUACAUCGUUGGCAUGUACUUCCACUGGCGUACCCUUGCAUUACUGGGUGGCAUACCUGGGGUUUUACUUGUUGUUGGACUCCUAUUUAUCCCAGAAAGUCCUCGCUGGCUCGCUAAAGCGGACAGAAAAGAGGAGCUCCAAGUUUGUCUGCAAUGGCUCCGAGGAAAAGAAUUCAACGUUUCUGAUGAAAUUCAAGACAUUCAGGCGGCCACGGAAGCCUCAAAUGCUUUGCCCAGCGUUAAGUGGAGCGAUCUGAAGCAGCGGAAACUCAUUCAGACACUUAUUGUUGGAGUAGGUUUAAUGGUGCUUCAACAAUUUUCUGGCAUCAAUGCGGUCAUGUUGUACUCCAGCUUCAUCUUUACCACAGCUGGUGUCCAGAAUCCAGGUGUAGCUACUGUUGCUCUGGGUAUUCUACAGGUUGUCAUGACACUUGCUGCAGCUGGACUGAUAGACAAAGCAGGACGGCGCCUUUUGCUCAUGGUUUCUGCAGGAGGCAUGGCUCUCAGCAGCUUUCUCGUGGGUUUCUCCUUCUAUUUACGGGCUUUGCAACCGGAGAUGUCAUUGGAAUUGGCCACCUUUAUUGGUUAUCUGGCUCUUGUUAGCCUUCUGGUUUAUAUUGCAGCAUUUUCCUUGGGAGUCGGUGCUAUUCCGUGGAUUAUCAUGUCUGAGAUUUUCCCUGCACACGUGAAGGGAACAGCUGGAAGCGUGGCAACUCUGGUCAACUGGUUUUGCUCGUCUGCCGUCACCCUGAUUUUCAACUCCAUGCUUCUGUGGAGCUCAACAGGAUCGUUCUGGAUAUUUGCUGCCGAGUGUGUGGGCACAAUGGUGUUCGUUGCUCUGUAUGUACCAGAAACUCGUGGUCGGACGCUAGAACAGAUUGAAGCCUCCUUCAAAUGAGAUCAAUUUACUCCAAGUGCGAUUAUUUCAAUACUAUGAUGGAAAGUCCCAGCGCCACCAACAGAAGCGAGGCAAACGGAGCUUUUAAGGUGAAACCGAUUCAGUCGUUUCGUAAUAAACCCAAGUUGGAAGUGCAUGUGAGGUCUAGUGCGUACGAGUGUCCCUGCAAGCGACGCUUCUGAGGGUGGAAGGAUGCUUCUGCUGCACAUGGUCCAGCAUAGAGACAUUUAUUAGAAACAAUGGAUCCCCGUGCUUCUUUGUAUCUAAUGUGGCAAUUGCGGGAGGUAUACAAGGAAACGGAACCAGUAGCAACUGCAGUUGUAAUCGGGUGAGAAGGGGGGAUCAACCUCCACUAGGCAGUGGUAUAUAAGAUAACAGUAAUCGAUCUCUGAAUAUUUCGUGGAAGCAUGGGAUAUUUGCACAUAGGAUCCCACGAUAUAGAAAAGUAGACAAUGGUUACUGCUGAGGGAGAUAGUUAUCUAGAACCUCUGGUUGGAACGCAACGACACCGAUUUUAAUGGGAGAGAUUGGCAAAAGGAAAAGAUCUUCAAUAAGAUGUGGUUGAUUCUGAAAGGAUUGCAUGGGCCUUGAUUCAAGCCAAGAUCAAGAAGGAACCUGAUAAGACUGAGACUCUACUGGAGAAAUUCCAGCUACAAUGGUGUGUAAAUGAGGUCAUUGCAACAUGGGAUGCGGACGCACCCAAAUAGAUGCUGCUUAGUCCUAGACUAAUGGGUCAAGUCACAUAAUAGGACGUAAGUCAGUCCAGUACUGGUCGGACCUGGCUUGUACAUUUGUAACCUAUGUUUAUCUUUUCCUGUAGAAAGGAUCUUCUUUAUUUGUGUCAAAAAAAACAAAAACAAAAAUAAAAACCUCAGAGGCAGAAAGUUAAACUACAUUAAAAGUCCUAAUUAAUGAAGCUCACUUAACCCCCCAUCUCGUUCCGUCGGCUUGUCGUCCACGUCAGCUGUUCCAGCUCACGCGGCACUGCCCCAAGCCCACCGAGUCAAGGUGGGUUGGUAGGCCACGUGGAUGGGAGCAGGGAAGGCGUAGGGGUGGGAUGCCAUGUGGCAGGCAGGGUCUAUAUCCAGACGGAGGAGGACUGGAGUGAGUGAGUGAGAGAGUGCCCAUGGAAGAUGAUAUUUGUUCGGGGUUGCGCUCCUACACGGUUAUGAUUUGGGGGUUGUGUUGUUCAUGGCUUCAGCGGUGGCUGUGCUGAAAAGUCGAUCGUAGGGCUAAGUUCAUUGUGCACGAUUUGGUUUGGCGGUCUCUACAGCAAUUUUUUGCAGAGUUUGUGGUGAGUUUUUGGAGUUUUUGUGCGGAUAUUGUGAAGGAUUUAGGAAUUUAGCCAUGGCGAUAACCGAGGUGGCUUCUCAAGUUACGACCAAGAGGCUGUUCAACAUCGUGUCUGGAGGACAACAGCUGAUGCGGUCCGUGUACUACUCGCGGCAGACGUCGACGAAAUUCUUGUGGCAGAAGCAGAAGGAGGUGCUCUCCAGGAUUGGAAGUGUUUCCUGGAGAUGGUCGUCCAGCAGCAGAGGUGUUGCAGAGGAGAGCACCUCGACGGGUGAUUUGAAUGGGGACUCUGCGCCUCCUGCUGUGCAUGCUGACUCUAACAGCUAUGGAGUGAAGGGUGACAACCAGGCAGCCGACAGUUCUCUCGAAGAGUUUGACAACAAGGGAGAUGGUCAGGAAGGCCUGCAAGAUGUUGGAUAUGACAUGUCCAAGGUCAGCAAGCCUGCCGGGGACGAGUGAGGCUUCUGUCGCAUUCGAAACCCAAACUUGGUUUCGCGCAACAGUCUCUCCAGUACGUUAUCUGCAAACGAUUAUUCAGACAAUCAACGAAGUGUACAUAAAGAUCUGAAUUCAGACUCGGGGAUGAAAAGCUGGUGUAUAGUGUUUUAAGACCUUGCGACAAAUUCACAGGCACGGUUUACGUCUACUUUCGAAGUAACAGUUAUAGAUUAUUAGUAAACAAAAGGAUGUUGGCGACAUGUUUUCAACGAUUUUUUGAUUAGUUGGCAUGUUAUUUCUCUCAUGUUGCGGCUGACUCACAGCUGAAGUAGCUCGGCUUUUUUCCUCAUGGGGGGAUUUUUUCUUCAGGCAGUUGUGUUCGCUAUUGAAGCAGUAGCCGCAUGUGUGUAGAAGAGGGUUUCAAGGAAUGUCUUGAGGAAUUCAAGGGAGGAGCACGUUAUUAUCUUCAUGAGAUUGCAUUGUAACAGUGAGUAUGGCAGAAUAUGCGUUGUUUUAAUUGUCCGAUGUCAAUUUGUACACAAAAUAAGAUCAAUAUGAAAUUGUAUUUUCCAAA
Physcomitrium patens is the source of this 4344-nucleotide messenger RNA. RefSeq names its product sugar transporter ERD6-like 4. Gene Ontology annotation, cellular component: membrane. Gene Ontology annotation, biological process: transmembrane transport; carbohydrate transport. Lineage: Eukaryota; Viridiplantae; Streptophyta; Bryopsida; Funariales; Funariaceae. Gene Ontology annotation, molecular function: sugar transmembrane transporter activity. The record is from RefSeq and is a predicted model, not a curated record.